AUAAAUAGACUCUCAGUUUUCUACGUCAACAGAAUAUGAAUCGUCAACUCAGCAGAAGCUGAGAUGCCAAAGUACUUCUGUAUCAACUGCUCUCGUUGAAAUUCUUGAUUGAAGCGUCGAGCGGGUAGCCCAUGAUAUAAAUCAUCGUCUUUCCUUCGCUACUCGAUCAUUGCACUCUGCGUGUUCGAUAAAAUUACCCACUGAAAAUGGAUGCAAUGAGCAGUCACAAAAGGAGUAAAUCAAACAGCAAAAGAAGCAUAAGCAAGUUACCAGAUGGGAUUCUUCAACGCAUACUCUCUUUCCUCCCAACGAAAGAUGCUGUGAAAACAAGCCUUCUAUCCAGAAGAUGGGAGUAUCUCUGGACAUCCAUUCCCAAUCUCGAAUUUAAAGAAGACCGUCCUAGUGACAACUUUAUGCCCUUUGUGGAUCGAGCGAUUUCUCUUCAUAUCUCUGAUAUAAAAAAAUUUACUCUUGAAAGUUAUGAGGGUGGUGAUGAACCUUGCAUUAAAAGGUUGAUAGCUGCUGUAGUAAGACGUAAUGUUGAAGAGCUACACAUUGAUACAGAUGAACCUCAAGAACCUCUUCAAUUGCCUCAAUGCCUUUUUGUUUCUGCAUCGCUUACUAGAUUGGAUCUAUCCAUAUGUUGCACUCUCAAAUUUCCUCCUUCAAUUAGUCUCUCAAGUCUCAAACAUUUACGUUUUGAGUAUAUCACAUUUACCAACGAUGUCUCAACUCAACGGUUCUUUUCUGGCUGCCCGGCUCUUGAGACAAUUUGUUUUGACAAAUGCAACUGGACCAAUCUGUGUAGUGUGGGUCUUCGUGCUCCUAAGCUAUGGAAAUUGGAAAUUGGAAAUAAUGGAAGUUAUAAAUGAAGAGGGCUUUGAAGCAAUGGAUGGUUGUGAGGUCAUGAUUUUUGCACCUUCUCUCCAUUCUUUCGAUUAUAAUGGUGAAUUCUUAAAUGACUACUGCAUUUAUGAAUCGCCAACCUUAAAUGAGGCAAAUAUUUAUUUAAGAGAAUUGGUGAUUGAUGAUUUGCCGAGUAUAGUUUUCUAUCGUUUAUAUAAGCUUUUGAAGGGGAUCUCUAAUGUGAAACAACUAUCACUUUCAAGUAUCGAGGAACUAAAUUUUGAGGCAGAUCUUCUAUCAUAUAUGCCCUGCUUCAAUAAUUUGUCCACUCUGUCAUUCAAUGAGAGGAUCAUAGAACUCAACUGUGAAGCCCUAAUGAAGGUGCUUCAAUGCUCUCCGCGUCUUGAGAAUCUUUGUUUUAAGAUGGUAAAUCUGUUUAUUCUCUCU
Molecule: messenger RNA, 1293 nt
Organism: Tripterygium wilfordii
Lineage: Eukaryota; Viridiplantae; Streptophyta; Magnoliopsida; Celastrales; Celastraceae
Product: F-box/FBD/LRR-repeat protein At5g56420-like
Exons: 2
Coding region: 207-872 (221 amino acids)
Molecular function (GO): protein binding
Source: RefSeq, a predicted model, not a curated record